AUGAGCCAAAUAAACACCUACAGCGGCCUUUGGAUCAAUUGGUCACACGGCCUAUUCCGCGGCGCGACGUUAACGUUGCCGCAGGAGUAUGCCGGCCUGCUAACCAGUUUCCUGGCUAUCUUUGUCUCCUUUUCCGGUGGCAUGUUUUGGCGCAUUCUGAGCUAUGCAAUCCAUCAGUGCAACACCACUUCGCACAACAAACAACGCGAUGCACUCCAUCUCUCGAGACAGGUUCUUUUGCGAAAUAGCGGGACGAGCAGCGGGGGAGCGGCAUGGUCGAUGACAGUCCUGGGCUUUAGCAUGCACAACCGCGCAUCACAUGCCAUCCUUCGCAUGAUACCGCUGGUCUUGCUGGCAUUGCUCACGAUGGCUGUUUUCGGCGUCUCGGGCGUCUUCACCUCAUACAUUACCAAGAUGCCGGGUAAUUCGACUCUCAUCCGCGGCCCUCACUGCGGCGGAUUUUCACUUACAAGCGCCAGUUCAACCAGCAUUUUCGCCUUGUCUAAUGUAGAAGGGAAAGCACUGGCCGACACUUACCAAGCGGCAACAUAUGCCAGUCAAUGCUAUCAGAACGAGUCUUCUCUGAACUGUGGCACGUACGUGCAGCCAAACUUACCAUUCACUACUGAGCAGAAUGUAUCCUGCCCUUUUAGAUCGGACCUAUGCAAUCCUACUAAUCAGUCGGCAAUCGCGAUGGACACGGGGUACUUGGAUUCUCAAACACAUUUUGGUAUCAACGCGGCGCCGUGGAACCGCAUCAAAUUCCGACGACGUGCGACCUGUGUCCCUGUCUAUGGCGGAGAUUUUGCCACGAUGUACAAUAAUUCCGAUGGCACUCAUACCGUGGAUAUUUGGGCGGGAACCACUCACACCGGACUUGCCGACAAUCUAACCUUUACGUAUAGCUCUGCGACGGUGGAAGGAGGCAUAGGCUACCAGCUAUCAGCUGUGUAUGCAUUGUACGACCCGCUAGGUACUUUCGAGGCUACACAAUGGAACCCCAUUUCUGCGCUCAAUACCACCGAUUCAGAUAUCACGCUGAUGAUGUUGGCUCAAAAUGACAUGGGCUACGAAAACCCGUGCUACGACCCCUGGAUAACCGCCACCUUAAAACUGGCCAACAUCUCCGAGUCAAUCUGGGAAGCAAAUGACUGGGUGAGUCUCCUCGGAUGCAUCGACCAGUAUCAGAUAUGCAACCCGACAAUGACAGGGGAUAGCGGAUGUUCAAAGCUUGGGGGCUUAGAGUCCGUGGCAGUAGACUUGACCCUUCGGGCGCCAGAGCUAGGGUUCAAUGACCUUCAAGUCGCGACAAUCAGCCGCUUCUUGACUACACAGUCAUACAGGGGCAUGUACUAUAACGUGCAGGGCAGAGGAGCAAACGCCUUGAAUGCCCAACAAAAAGCCUGGGCCAAUCUACUGUACUACCUCCCCCCGGAUCAAUGGGAGAUUGAAGUGACACGCUGGUUCGCAACCUCCCUUGCCCUCGAACAAGCUUGGUCGGUCGAAUGGGCGACCUCGCCGACGAAUUUCGACUACUCUCCCUCCGCCACCGUCGAUGUUGGCUGGGAAUACUCCCCCCCCACGAACGCCGUACAGAGGAAAUUGUGUCGAAAUCAACUCAUCCGCAGCUCAGACACGCAUAUCAGUCUGUCUAUUCUCGGCAUGGCAGUCAUUCUCAUCGUCGGGGGUAUCAUCAUUAUCAUCGGGUUCUCGAUCGACACAGUGGUGGGAUGGUUCCAGCGUGGGCAUUCCCGAUACAGGAGAGAGCAGUGGUUGGCAGAGGAGACGCUGGAGCUGCACGGCGUAGCAUAUAGAGUAGCUGGCUUCCCCCUUGAUGCUGGAGGCGAGUUUCCACCGUCUUCAACGCUGGGGUCUGCUGCUCCAGGUGUCGUGGAAGAGGAAUAUGAGACCAAGGCGAAUGGCUAUGUUCCAGUCACCCAGGCAGCGGGUCUCAGAGAGUAA
Molecule: messenger RNA, 1962 nt
Organism: Penicilliopsis zonata CBS 506.65
Lineage: Eukaryota; Fungi; Ascomycota; Eurotiomycetes; Eurotiales; Aspergillaceae
Exons: 3
Coding region: 1-1962 (653 amino acids)
Source: RefSeq, a predicted model, not a curated record